GCAGUUGGCCUAUAACGGUGUUUUGUUCCCAGCAGUCAGUGACUCAUCGCCCAGUCACACCCACACAUAUACUGUAUAUAUACUGGUGUACGUGUUCCUCUACUGACCACUCAACCUCCAGGUUCACAUUCUCUGCUUCCACGUCUUCUCAUCUCUCAGGACAACUGUACAUCCUCAGCCAUGGGCAACAACGGCAGCAGCGACAGCAUCGACAACAGCAGCAUCGACAACAGCAGCAACGACAACAGCAUCGACAACAGCAGCAGCGACAACAGCAUCGACUACAGUGGCAACACCAGCGGAGACAACAGCGGCUCAAUCAACAUCUCAUUCGGAAGAUCAGUCCAAAGCUCAGUCCCAAGCUCAGUCCAAAGAUCAGUCCAAAGCUCAGUCCAAAGGUCAGUCCAAAGCUCAGUCCCAAGCUCAGUCCAAAGGUCAGUCCAAAGGUCAAAGCAAAGCUCAAUCCAAAGCUCAAUCAACAUCUCAGGCAGUGUGCAGCUGUACCGGACUCUGAGCCAUGCAAACCCAUCGGGGAAUAUGUUCUUCUCUCCGCUGAGCAUCAGUUCAGCUCUGGCUAUGGUCUACCUGGGAGCCCGAGGAGACACAGCUGCUCAAAUGGAAAAGGCCCUGAUAUUCAGCUCUGGUGAAGAGUUCCACGCUGAAUUCAAGAAGCUAAUCGCAGACAUCAACUCACCAUCGGCAUCAUACAUUCUGAAAACAGCCAAUCGUCUGUAUGGGGAGAAAACCGCAAAGUUCCUCCCUCAAUUCCUGGAAGCCACGUGUAAGUACUACCAGUCAGGCCUGAAGACUGUGGAUUUCAUCAGGGCCGCGGAGGCGAGCAGAGUGGAGAUCAACACCUGGGUCGAGCAGCAGACAGAAAAUAAAAUAAAAGAUCUCCUGAAGCCGAGGACAGUCUCUGAUGGUACGAGGCUGGUUCUGGUCAAUGCCAUCUACUUUAAGGCAAACUGGAUGAACCGCUUUGAUAAAGCAACCACCAAAGAGAUGCCCUUUAAAGUCAGCCAGAAUGAGAGCAAACCAGUCCAGAUGAUGUACCAGAAAAUGAAUCUGCACUGCAACUACGACCCUGACUGCGCUCUGCAGAUCCUGGAGCUGCCGUAUGAGAAGGAUGAGCUCAGCAUGUUCAUCCUGUUGCCUAAAAGGUCCACAGACGGCUCCGACCCUCUGCUGAAGCUGGAGAAGGAGGUGACGCUGGAGAGGCUGAAGGAAUGGACCAACAAGAAAAACAAUGACGACAAGUCAUACGUCCACGUUCACCUGCCAAAGUUCAAGCUGGAGGAGGACUACGAGCUGAACGAGCCUCUGUCCAAGCUGGGCAUGACGGACGCGUUCUGCGCGUCAAAGGCCGACCUGUCUGGCAUGAACGGCAAAAGAGAUCUGUUCCUGUCUAAGGUGGUACACAAGGCCGUCGUGGAGGUGAACGAGGAGGGCACGGAGGCGGCUGCGGAUGCGGCCACAGGAGCCGUGGUCACUAAUACUUGCUGUGGGUUGAAGGAGGAACACUUCACAGCAGACCACCCCUUCCUCUUCUACAUCACCCACAAUAAAACCCAGACCAUCCUCUUCCUCGGCAGGUUCUCGUCUCCUCAGUAGACAGAACCAGGAGAGGAAGAUAUUCAAAUAAAGGCUUAAUCCUUAAAA
This is a messenger RNA of Hippoglossus stenolepis (Pacific halibut), 1659 nucleotides long. Its product is annotated as leukocyte elastase inhibitor-like. The transcript has 7 exons. NCBI's taxonomy places the organism in Eukaryota, Metazoa, Chordata, Actinopteri, Pleuronectiformes, Pleuronectidae. The record is from RefSeq and is a predicted model, not a curated record. Gene Ontology annotation, biological process: negative regulation of endopeptidase activity. Gene Ontology annotation, molecular function: serine-type endopeptidase inhibitor activity. The coding region runs from base 181 to 1611 and encodes 476 amino acids.